Ectocarpus sp. CCAP 1310/34 is the source of this 3863-nucleotide messenger RNA. Lineage: Eukaryota; Phaeophyceae; Ectocarpales; Ectocarpaceae. The record is from the annotation of a GenBank genome assembly.
ACAACUUCUAGAUGCCUCCCCUGCCCAGCUGACCGGCCCCCAUGCAAUGUUCCGUUGAAGAGCUCCGCAGUUCUCCCUCUCCUUCUCACAUGUUCAGAACGCGAGGAAAGUAACUUACUUUUUGUCUUGUGGGUCAACCCCAUCACACCCAGAGUCAACCCCAUCACACACACCUGCCCAAAAACAACACCUUAAAGAGCUAGAUUCCACGAAGUUUGCGUCCGGCUUCUCAAUACACAGCAGCUGCAGCGGUAGCACAACACACGCACACAACACAGGGGAGAUUCCCGGCCGGACAACAGCAGACCACAGCCUUGCGGCGCACUCCUGCUCUCCCGGAUGUCUCCCAGGGUGGACGACAGCAGUGGCGUCGAGUGGACUGCGGCGCAGCAGCAGGCAGCAGCGGGGAUUACAGCAGCAGUCACGCAACCAUCAUCACCUCGUUCUGAGCAGGGAGGAGGAGAGCCGUUUCCACCGGCAGCAGUGGCGAUAGGCGCGCCAGCAUAUAUUCCUAUGACGCCGCCUCGGGAGGACGCAGCGGCGGUGAGAAGGCAACAGCAGUCGGUCCCGCUCGUGCGGAGGCGCUCGGCUUUGAAGAUUGGCACCAGUCCGCAUGUUCCAUCUCCGACCUCGGCGAAUAAGCGCCGGGCACCCCCGCGGUCGAUUUCCGUGAACGCGAGAUCUUCCUCGGUAGUGGCCUCCGAGGGCAUGCUGUUCAGCAGGUCGGAGCUGAGGCCAGCCCCGCUGUCGGCGUCAAGAAAGUUCGACAGCAAUGUCUCCGAGUUUCGUUGCCACCCCACCUCCUCCUCGUCAACCUUGUCAUCGUCGUCGUUGUCCAGCAACAGCAGUUCGGAAUUUUCGUCCGCCUCGGGGCCGGUAAAGGUGCUGCAGCAGUCGGCAGCAGCCCGGAGCCUGGAGGAAGGAGGAGGAGGUCCUCCUCCCGUUGCCCAGCACCAGCAGAGGCGGGAUAACCUCGCAAACCUGCGGAUCAUAGAGGCGAGACGCAGAGCCAUCCUGUCCUUCGGCGAGCCCUCGUCGCCCCCGCCGCCGUCCCUUGCGGCGCUGGGCUCGAACGCCACCGGCAGCGGACCGUUCAGCUCGGUCAACGGCAUACCGACUGCCAGCAGGGCUAUUACUCCGAUGCCGGUCCUGCCCGAGAUGGGAUCUACCGCCACCGCCGCCACUACUCCUACUCCUCGCCUCCACAGCAACAAGUUCCUGAUCGCUACCGCCGCCACCGCCACCGCCGCCACGCCUACCGGCGAGCACACCUCGGAAGCGGGGGCACCGGCGGCGCCGCGGGCCGCCCCGUUGUCGGCGCCGGGAGGCCGAGAAAACGCCCGCACACGGGAAACUCUGGAGCAGAAGUGGGCAGCCUGGCAGAGCGAAAACCGGGGGCCCGCUCCCCUCCUCGGGAAGCCCGCUCCUGCGCCGGUGGUGGCGGAGGCGGGUUCGGGUUCGAGUGACAGCGGUGGUCGCGGCAUGUUCGGCGGGGGCAGCGGCGCUAGCAGCAAUGGCGGCGGUAGCGGCAGGAGGUGGCGGGGUGCGGAGGAUUUCCACGAUAAGGUGGCCUUCCUUGGGGACUACGUUGCGAACGUCUUCGGUCGGGCCAAGAGAAUGGGCGUGCCGCAGCACUGCGAAGCUAGGGAGGUGCAGUACGGGGUGGAGUGAAGCUACCAGACGAAGAUUCUCGGCUUUCGGUUGUAACGCAUGUUGGAGUUUCUUGCGACUGCGUAUGUGGAUGCAUGUUUAGUAAAUAUAUGUACGUAGAACCCGUGUUGUGCGUUUGGGCACACGAGACCGAUCGUGGAACGCGUUAUCGGCAAGAAUCGCGAUGGAACAUUGGAACACAGAAGUAUACGUAUUACAGUGUACGAACGUCGUUGCUAAAUCAACAGCUCAGAUCAAGUUUGCCUACAUGUACUCGUGAUGCAUAGCUGUUUUUUUGUUUCGUCUUUCUUCGUCCGGCCCUCCUUUCGGUGUAACGCCACACACAGCACAGUUUUCCGACUAUACAAGCAAGCUGCGAGUAAGUUUGCUUGCCCAAAUAAAAGUCAUGCUCACUGCUGGGGGUGGGUAGGUGCCUGCUGACACGGAGUUUGUCGGAUCGAGUUUGGUUGUUCUUUGGCGUUUCCUCAUUUUUUGUGGGAACGAUCCAAGCAUCUUCCCAUGUACAUACAAAGCUUCCGUUGCGCCAUCGUUUAUGUAUGUUUCAUAUAUUUUUAUUUUUUUGUAGUACCGUUGUCCCUCAAUUUUCUGGCUUGCUCCAUGCAAUGGCGCCUGAAAGUACACAGGACCCCUUGUCGUUCGUUCUGUGUGUGACGAGCCUAUUUUUCGGCAUGGAUGGGUCGUUUGAUUGAUUGUUUCCUUGUCUCUCGGUUGUAGUUUCUCAUUUGUAUCACGAGGAAUGGAGGGUGCAGCGCAACCACAAAAACAUUACUGCCCGGCGCCGCCGUGAACCGUGCACUGAAGUCGCGUAAAUGUCUUGGGAGUAUUUAGAAAAAUCCGAUGUUUGCAUCCGGUGUAAUCAGCAGGGUUUGCGACAGGUUUUGUUUGGCAGAAAAAUUGUGCUGUUGUUUUCUUUUUCAUUUUUGGCAGGCAAUCUCCACGUCCUCAUCGUAUGCUGUUUCACUACUGUACUUGUAGCCUCUUCUUGUGGUUUGCUAGCUUCAACGAGAAUAAUGCUCGCAGCAGGUUGGUUUGUACGGGCUGUGUUUUGUUUCGUAGCCCGCGUGGUCGAGAUGUCGGGUUUUUAUCACUAUUAGAUUCAUGUUGCGGGCGGGGCGUCGUCUGUUUAUGGCGUGUUUCUCUGUAUCAUGCGUGCGUGCGUUAGGCACGAGGUUGGAAGCUUAUGGUUGUGCUUCUUCGGUUUGGCGUUUUACUGAGUGAAAUAGCACUCGGUCCUUCGUGGAGCUCUCCGGUGUGAGACGUCCCCGUUCCUGGAUUAAAAAUUCUUGGAAAUCAAGCCUGCCUGUCCAAUUUAGUCGGUACAUGAGGUUGCGAUUGCAACACACUUGUUCUCUUAAUGUGGUAACCAUUAGUCUAAAGGUUACUGCCGCGCCGUUGGGUUAGACCCGAUACCCACCUCCUUGCAUAUUUUUCGUGGCCGGGUUACCUUGCUUGGUGCUGCUGCAGCGGCAGGCAGUAGAAAAACCAAAGUGGUCAUGUGCGUGUAUGCUCCUUCGUACCAGCAGCGCGGAUGCCCUCUGUUUCCUUUACGGCAGCGUGAAGGAGCAGUGGGCCAUCUGUUGGAAGUAAGUGCGUAGGUGUCAUCGCUCUACUGCGGCCGGUUGGGAGCAAGGAAACGGCCACGUCGGCUUUGCAUUGCGGGAAGGGUGAAUGGACAACCCGCUGGUUGGGUAAUAUGAGUAGGUCCACUUGUACUUCUAGAGGGAGCGGUGAUGACAACAUCAAUCCAGCAGAAGUAGACACGAUUGUUGGUGUUUGACUGGGUUCUCUGCUCAAAAUGUGCAGAACGUGUUUCGUUUGUCGACGGGGAGCCAGGGAUGUGUGUGGAGACUAUACUAGCGUAUUUAUGCGUAACAAUGUAGACGAUUCGGGUUUUCACGUUGUUGGGCAGAUCGAUGUGGCAACAAAAUGGACCAACCAUCAACCGAUGGAAAAAAACUAAAAAAAUAUAAAGAGUCUGUCUCAACAUUCGUGUGUUUGUUCUCCCUUUAGCUAGCUUUUGCCGAAGGGAGUUCGACCGAUGACUCUCCCUCGCUCGUUGAUUGGCUCUCGUGUUAUUUUGCAUUUGUGACGAAUCAUUUUGCUGGCCAUGAGCGGCGUUGACACGUUGAUACCUUGCCACCCUACCCGACUAUUCACGUGGCAAAGGGCCAAUGCGUGUCGUAUGAGUCGAG